GGUUCAAUUCCUACUACAGUUAUACAUUUAAUUUUACAAGAUGGCUUUAAUCAACCUCUUAGUUUUAUACCACCCACUGUAGUAUGUUUGUAUUUACAUAACAUCAAGUAUCAAUUAAAACCUGGUUCAAUUCCAACAACAAUUAAACAAUUAUAUUUAGAAGAUGGCUUUGAUCAACCACUUAAUUUUAUACAACCCAAGGUAAGAUUUUUGUCUUUAGAUAACAUCAAGUAUCAAUUAAAACCAAGUUCAAUUCCUACUACAGUUACACAUUUAAUGUUACAAGAUGGCUUUAAUCAACCACUUAAUUUUAUACCACCUACAGUAGUAUGUUUGUAUUUAAAUAACAUCAGGUAUCAAUUAUUACCUUUUUCAAUUCCAUCAACAGUUAUACAUUUAAUUUUAGAAGAAAACUUUGAUCAAUCACUUAAAUUUAUACCACCUACCGUAAAAUGUUUGUUUUUAUAUAACAUCAAGUAUCAAUUAAUACCUGGUUCUAUUCCAAAUCAUUUAAAAAGCCUUGGAUUUGAUAAUGGUUUCUCUCAACAUUUAACAAAAGGUAUUAUCCCUGACUCUAUAAAAUUAAUUGUAAUUGGUGAUGUAGUCUAUCCUUUAAAACCAGACUCCAUUUCAAACCCCGACCAAACAAUAUAUAUAACACACAGAUACAAAUAUCCAAAAAUAAAAACGUUCAAGUAUCUAUGUUAA
Molecule: messenger RNA, 708 nt
Organism: Dictyostelium purpureum
Lineage: Eukaryota; Evosea; Eumycetozoa; Dictyosteliales; Dictyosteliaceae
Exons: 1
Source: RefSeq, a predicted model, not a curated record